Ascochyta rabiei is the source of this 1350-nucleotide messenger RNA. Its product is annotated as Non-specific serine/threonine protein kinase. Gene Ontology annotation, cellular component: cytoplasm. The transcript has a single exon. NCBI's taxonomy places the organism in Eukaryota, Fungi, Ascomycota, Dothideomycetes, Pleosporales, Didymellaceae. The record is from RefSeq and is a predicted model, not a curated record. Gene Ontology annotation, biological process: protein phosphorylation. Gene Ontology annotation, molecular function: protein serine/threonine kinase activity; ATP binding. Bases 1 to 1350 code for a protein of 449 amino acids.
AUGCUUUUCUGGGCAGUCCUACUAAUCCAAGAAGCCUUCGAUAUGCUCAAGGCCUAUGCUGAGCCAAAGCGUUGCCGGUCAAUCAUGGCUCAGGAAGGCGCCACGCAGACGAUGUCUACUCAGACAACUAUUUACCCCAUUUGUGAAGAUCGCCGGUCGAUCGACAAGGAAGUGACCAAACAUGCGACAGAUUCGGUGCUGAACGACACAUCCAAACAGCAGGUUGAAGCAAACAAACCCUCAAAAAUCCCGCUUUUUUCAAAGGCUACAAAGAAAGAGACAAAAGACAUAACGUUAUACAAUUUAUUUCACAAGCACUGGAUUCAGGAGCGGGUGCUAGGUGAGGGUGGAGAUGGUAUAGUGUACCUCUAUCAGUCACGGAAGCAGCAGAGCAAGUGCAUCGCUGUAAAAAUACCUCGAAACAACUCGAUCUCAGCACGUAAUGGCCUAGUGCAAGAGGUCAAGAAUCUUUGCCUACUCGAACCGCACGAUCAUAUUCUGGAUAUGUGCCACGCAACUGGAGGUUGGUGGCCUUGCGGACCUGCAAUAUUUCUCCCAGUCUGUGAACUCGGUGACCUGAUCAGCUACCGGGAGUCUUGGUGCGCGCAGCAGGCAUCGGAACGCAAGCCUAAGCACGUAUCAGAGGUCACAAUAUGGAAGCUCUUCCGAGAUAUGGCACUAGCCCUGAACUACAUCCAUCACGAGCUUGGUAGCGGUAUCCGCUAUGUCCACAACGACUUCAAGCCAGCCAACAUCUUAGUGGUCACGCCGCCGGGCCAUACUGAACACGAGACACUACCCGAAGAACCUAUCUUCAAACUUUCGGAUUUCGCCCGGCUCACAACUUGGCCAACACCAACGGGUCAGCGCGCACAAGGCUUUGAUGGCACUCCUGAGUACGCGCCACCAAAACUGGAGCAGAUCGCUCCUGUCCAGCCCUCCGCAGACAUAUGGGGUCUCGGUGCCACGCUGCAGUUCAUGGCACUUGGCAUUCACCCAAUACAGUCGCAAGAGGCUUUUGUUCUGGAAAGGAAAGCACAAGCUAAGCCAUAUCCCGACCUUGAAGACAAGCGAGAAUGGAUGUCGGAAUACUGGCGGCAACGUAUACCAACCGUUUUCAGGCCAAUUCAUGUAGCCAAGGCAGUCUUGUGCAAAGAGCACGACCUGCACGUACCGAUCGAUUAUCAGCCGUACAGUGCGCGUCUUGGCUAUUGGUAUGCACAGCUUUGGAAGCCAAUCGCAUAUCGUCCCAAGGCUUCGAAGCUGGCUUCGCUUGCGAUUCCCCACAUGGAUGAUCAGAUCGAGCGCAUCAAGAAGUUGCGUCAGACACGCAAGAAGAUAUCUGAUUAA